AUGGUAUCAAUCACACACCAAUACACUUACCCGAUUCGACCUCUGCCUGUACGGCCCAAUCUUGCACAGCUACCAAGCAAGGAGAUGCAGUGGACUUCAGCAUACGAUAAUGUGUUCAACCAAUACGCCAAUGUGGAAGGACUGGAAGUCGGGACAUGCAACCCUGCAGCACUUGCAUAUCCGAUCGCAGCACUGAAUGAGCCGUCGCCUGUGGUGCCGAGUGUCUAUCCCGAACCAUCUCAGCACAAUAGAUUAUGGAGUGCGAAUUCGUUCGAUGCAAAGGACAUUCACCAACCUUCGCCGACUUUCAGCCCAUGGUUGGGUGAUGAGGGCGAGACCGACCUACUUGGUCCUAUGAGAUGCCAGCCGACAGCAAGGAUUCCAAGCUAUCAUAACGACCUUUCGAUGUCAGGCUUGAGGAUAUCUUACGACCCUACACUUGCGCCGUCACGAGUGGAAGAAACGGCGAGCGAGAUGUAUUUAGGCAGAUCAAGAAGAGAGUCACGCACACCAUCAACACCACAUCGUCAGCAGCGAACAUCUUCACCGGGCACGCCGUCAUCUCGGCGGCGCCAACGGCGGACAGCUUCAUCAAGAGGGCACAGUCGCAAGUCAUCAGGACAGGUGCAGAGUCCACGAGCAACAUCGAGCAGUUUCGUGAAUUACACAGCAUCAGACAGCGAGAAGCUGUUGAGCGGAGUAGCACCGUCGGGCAGUAGCAAGACCAAAGCACGACGUGAAAGGGAGGCGGUGGAGAAUCGACGAAGGUUUAGCCAGGCUGCGCUCAAGGCGGUAGUCAAAGCAGGGGGAGACUUGGCCGAGCUGCGAGAUGCAGGGCUGAUGUUGGGGUAG
Aureobasidium melanogenum CBS 110374 is the source of this 852-nucleotide messenger RNA. RefSeq lists its product as uncharacterized. NCBI's taxonomy places the organism in Eukaryota, Fungi, Ascomycota, Dothideomycetes, Dothideales, Saccotheciaceae. The transcript has a single exon. The coding region runs from base 1 to 852 and encodes 283 amino acids. The record is from RefSeq and is a predicted model, not a curated record.